Molecule: messenger RNA, 312 nt
Organism: Pleurotus ostreatus (oyster mushroom)
Lineage: Eukaryota; Fungi; Basidiomycota; Agaricomycetes; Agaricales; Pleurotaceae
Product: Histone H4
Exons: 4
Coding region: 1-312 (103 amino acids)
Biological process (GO): nucleosome assembly
Cellular component (GO): nucleosome
Molecular function (GO): DNA binding; protein heterodimerization activity; structural constituent of chromatin
Source: RefSeq, a predicted model, not a curated record
AUGUCUGGACGCGGAAAAGGUGGAAAGGGACUCGGAAAGGGCGGUGCUAAGCGUCACCGCAAGAUUCUGCGCGACAACAUUCAAGGUAUCACAAAGCCAGCUAUCCGCCGUCUUGCUCGCCGUGGAGGUGUGAAGCGUAUCUCCGGCUUGAUCUACGAAGAGACCCGUGGUGUCCUCAAAAUUUUCCUUGAGAACGUCAUCCGUGACUCAGUCACCUACACUGAACACGCUAAGCGCAAAACCGUUACUGCUCUCGAUGUGGUCUAUGCCCUCAAGCGUUCUGGUCGCACCCUCUACGGUUUCGGUGCUUGA